Molecule: messenger RNA, 2098 nt
Organism: Rhopalosiphum padi (bird cherry-oat aphid)
Lineage: Eukaryota; Metazoa; Arthropoda; Insecta; Hemiptera; Aphididae
Exons: 14
Coding region: 85-1812 (575 amino acids)
Biological process (GO): cilium movement; cilium assembly
Cellular component (GO): motile cilium; extracellular exosome
Source: RefSeq, a predicted model, not a curated record
ACAGAUGGAAAAAUUGAUUUAGAAGUUUCUUUGAAUUUCCCUUUGGAUGAAAUUGUGGAAUACAACAAGUUUGCCUCUCAUCCCAUGCUAAUUUAUUUUGAAUCACUGAAUGAAGUAGAACAAAUCUUUCAAAAAUCAACGAGCAAUAAUAAAAACGAUAUUAAACAGACAUGGGUCUGUAUAGUGGACUUGUUGCCAUUAGUGUAUGAUGGUACUAGUGAUGAAGCGGAAACACGUGUUCAAAUGUGCGGACAGUACCCGUUGAAGGGGAUCGGUGAGCGCAAUCAGAAUUUGCUGUCGGACGCGGCGUACUUAAGCGCGACCAUAUCGUGUCCGGCCGGACUGAUUCGGAUUGGAUCGACGACGCCAAACAACGUAUUAAACAUCGCCGUGCACGGCCUGUAUAAUCCGUCGUUGAGCAGCCAUCGGCGUCAAAGUCGUGAGUCGGACACCACGUGUUCGGCCAUACUGCACCUGCCCUCGGCAAUCGACUCGGAAAUCCAUAACUCCGUAUUUGAGCGUGGCACGUACACAGACGUAACGAGGGACGUAAACGAUCUGCGAUGGUUCAGCUUGGAUAACAUGCCGGCAACCGUUUCCACCACAGGUCAGAGGUUCGAGGAAUACAACGGCAUAGUGGUGAAUUCGGCGAAAAUUCCCAAACCAAAAAACGUACUGUUCAAAGGGCCCAGAUUCGAAUGGAAUUUAUGGAACCGAUUUCUCAUGAACGAAAUAUCUUCAUAUGCAUUACAAGACUUCAUAUUCAAACAAAGAUAUCUACUUGUCACAUUUUUAUUUAACGAAAACAACCACAUGAUGAUAAACAAUACUAGAAAAACACCUUCCCGGGAGUCAAAUACGAGCAUCAAAAAUGAAGUAGUAUUUGUAGCUUUUUUGGAUUUGUCGAAGUUAUUAGAGCCAAAUUGUACUUCAAUAAGAUGUUUGUCCAUUGUUCAUAAUAUUGACGUAGAAAUUGUAAAACAUAACGAAUUGUCAUUCAAAAAUUUUGACCUUGGUAAACUUAUAAAGACAAAUAUCGAAGAAGAUUUGAAAAAGUCUAGUACACCAGUGUUAGAGACGUCUGACAAUGAAGGGGUGUUCACUCAAAUGUCUACCGAAUGGGCAUUUCCUUUUAUAGUUGUUGACAUUUCCGUGAAUUAUUCACUUUACGAUCAGUAUUUAAAAUAUUUAACAUCAAGACAGAUCACUUUGAUGCAGAUGAAUAUUAUUCCUGAAUUCUCACAAGCUGUAAUAUGUAACGGGCCAACGUUAAAUAAGUAUCAAGAUACCUUAAAAAAUAUCAUAGAAACGUUGAUAAAUAACUCGGAGAGAAUUAAUGAUCAAAAUAGUUUAAAUGUAGAAAAAUAUGUUCACGAACUUCAAAUUUCUGAGACGUACAAGUCAAUGUAUUCGUUGUUAUUCGGCGAAAUCCAACUGUAUAUUCGAGAAAACUAUGAAAGCCCUAUGAUUGGAGAAACAAUUCAGAGUUUCGUAAAUCGUAUUUUCACGGAUUUGGUGAAUAAAAUGAAGAAUGCAGUAGAAUCAUUCGAGUUUCCGCAACAUGGCAGUGUUGAUAACAUACAAUUCGAUUGUGUGAUCGUUUAUGCCAGAGAAGCGGACGAGAUGGAACAGUUGGAACGCGCCAAAAUAUUUUACUUUGACAUUAUUUGUAUAUGCCGCAAUACAGUUGACCAUUCACGAGGACAACAACAAUGGCGAAAUCGUGUUGAAAUCUUUGAUAAUGAGUCACGGAGACUUCAGCGAAGUGUACGCCCUGCUCAGUGUUUAUUAUUCAAUACUGAACAUGUAUGAAUCCAGCUACAUCAUGCUGCAAAGGGCUGAAAGGUGUGUUGAAUUAGACAAGUUUGAAAAUGAUAGUCUCAUUCGCGAAAAUCUUUUGAGUUGGACACCAAUAAGUCAUGAAAACGAUCCAUUGAUUAAAUGUGUAAUUUUAUUAUUAGAAUUCGAAUUAGUAAAAUUGGCGACAUAUUGUUUAAAAUUAGUAAAAGAUCAAAAUGAACAAUAUCAUUAUUACAUGGCAGUAUGUGAAUACAAAAAAGGAAAUUAUUCAGCAAGUUUAGAACAUUUAAAAAAUGAU